AUGGCCCUUCACGAUGCAACACGGGGAGGACAUGAGAGUAUGGUGGACCUUCUAUUGAAGGAAGACUAUAGUUUGGUGCAGGUUAAGAAUUGCCAUGGUGAAACUGCUCUUUUCAAGGCCACGAAGGAAGGGCAUACUACCAUUGUUAGUAAAUUGUUGAAUUUUAUGCCUGAUGAGGGCUACACCAGAACCAAUGGCCAAACACCUCUUCAUCGUGCCGUCUUUAGACAACAAAAAGAUGUAACUGAAAAACUUUUGCAGAGACCUGGAAUUGUUAAAAUUGCAGAUGAGCAUGGUCGAACAGCACUCCACAUAGCUGCAUUAAUUCCAGCAUUACUUCCAGUUUCACAUAUGAAAUUGAAGAAGAUUAGUCAGAUUGGAGCAAUACUCUUGAAAAAUGAUGGAGAGUUAUGUUGCAAAGUGGACAAAAAUGGGCAAACAGCACUUCAUAUAGCAGCGAAAGAAGGAAAUGCAUAUUUAGUGGAAAGGAUAUUACAACACAACAAUCUUUGCAUCGAAAUGGUAGACAAUGAUGGCCAAAAUGCUCUUCAUCUGGCUGUGAUGAAUGCAUCAAAAAUAUUUUACAGGGUUGGAUAUAGUCUCAAAACUAUAAUUUCCUCCGUCAUGGAAAAGGACUUGGUUGACUGUGCUGACAAGGAGGGACAUACGGCCUUAGACUUUGCCAUACAAAAGAUAGAGGAAGAUCCACAGCUAUUUAUUGGGAUUAGAAACUAUCUCCUCAGAUGUGGCGCGACUCGAAAGAUGGUGUUCAAAGAUGAAGAAACAAAACAUCUUCCAUCUAUUUUUGAAAAAUCAAAGUGGAAAACUGAAAUUAUAUCAAUAAAUGCAGUGCUAAUUGCAACGGUAGCUUUCACAGUUGCUUUUACUCUGCCAGGAGGCCUUCAAUCUCAAGACCCAACUCCCGCACUGAUUCAUGCUAAAAUCUUCAAAGUGUUUGUGAUAUCUGACACUUUGGCAUUGUGUUUCUCUAUCGCAUCAGCCGUUCUCCUCUUCUAUGCACUUGUGGGCAACGGAACAGAAGAUCCCUUGCUUACAGGCUUCAGUUUUAACGCAUUAUGGAUAGCUUUGGUAUCACUUGCAUUCACAUUUGGUGCAGCAAUUCAUUUGGUUGUGGCACCCAAGUGUCUAUGGCUUGCAAUACUUGUAUGGCUUAUGGUCUUCAUUCUUCCUGUAGCGAUCUGGUUAUUUUCUUUCAGCGGAAAACUGUACAUGUUCAAGGAACAUAAAUUCUAUGUCCGUUACUUUAUAUUGGAUUCAUUCGUACAGUCAAUGGUAGCCCUGGGCCACAAAGACACUCCAUGGGGUCUUCAAAGAAUCCAAUAUUAA
Molecule: messenger RNA, 1347 nt
Organism: Cryptomeria japonica (Japanese cedar)
Lineage: Eukaryota; Viridiplantae; Streptophyta; Pinopsida; Cupressales; Cupressaceae
Product: ankyrin repeat-containing protein ITN1-like
Exons: 3
Coding region: 1-1347 (448 amino acids)
Cellular component (GO): plasma membrane
Molecular function (GO): protein phosphatase regulator activity; protein phosphatase 1 binding
Source: RefSeq, a predicted model, not a curated record